This is a messenger RNA of Hippopotamus amphibius kiboko, 974 nucleotides long. It is a transcript of the gene LENEP, whose product is annotated as lens epithelial protein. Bases 294 to 563 code for a protein of 89 amino acids. The record is from RefSeq and is a predicted model, not a curated record. Gene Ontology annotation, biological process: multicellular organism development. The transcript has 2 exons. NCBI's taxonomy places the organism in Eukaryota, Metazoa, Chordata, Mammalia, Artiodactyla, Hippopotamidae.
CUCGCUGAUGAUUUUCAGUGCCAGCCUCAGCAGGAGCCCACCAGAGGGCAGGAGCAGGGAGCAGUGCCAACCCCUGGGGGAAGGGACAACCGGGCAGGACACCAGGGUUUCGAAGCCCAGGCUGGAAGAAGGGCAGCUGAGCUGGCCUGGCUGGGGAGGAUGAAAGAUGGAGUGGCCAGGCCCUCCUCCUACCAACCCCACCCCACCAUCGCUGGGCACAGGGGCUGACUCAGCCCAUUCUCGGGCCCAGAAUCUUCCCUGUGCUAGACCCUGGGGCCUUUGUCCCCACAGUCAUGAGGCCUGAAGGGGGUGGGGACAAUGUCGAUAAAAAGGCACUAGAGGCAGCUCCCACACCCCUCCUCAGAGCUGCUGCCCACAUGCAGCCCCGGAUGCGGCCCCUAGCCCAGGCCCUGCCCUUCUCCCUCGGAGCGGUUCUGCGAGACACUGGACUCCGGGUGCCCGUCAUGAAGAUGGGCACAGGGUGGGAGGGCCUGCAGCGGACCCUGAAGGAAGUCGCCUACAUCCUCCUCUGCUGCUGGUGUAUCAAGGAGCUGCUGGAUUAAUGGUAGCGGGGGACUGCCUCCUCCCUGCCGGCACCAUGGCCGGCAUCGCUCAGCUCCCAGCCCAACCCCCAUCAAGACUCCUGGGGCCAGCUGUGCUUCACCAAGGAUGGGCGUCAAACAACGGGUGAAGUGUGAUCCUGCUUUGAGUUUGUGCCAUCUGUCAGACCUGCCUCAUCUCUGGGCCUCUAUUCCCAGGCCCCACCUCCAGUGCCCCUCUGGUGUACAGGAGCUUGGCCUGCUGGCUAGGACCCCAGUCAGGCUGCAGCAGGACCUGGCGCUCCCCCAAGCCUGACACAGCGAGCCCACCGGCCCAGAUGGCUGAUCUCAGUACCAGGAAUGGGCUGCCCCCAGUAUCUCUGUGUGAGAAUCACUGAACUAUAUGUACAAUAAAUAGGCCUUGAGACCAAGAGU